CCUCUCGGUCUUCUCUCGUCUACAGAAGUAAAUAAUUGAAACAAUGGUUAUUUUUAUUCGCCAUAGUGUGACUCUUUCACCGUUUCAUGAACGUGAUUUAAAUUAAUGGCACGAUAAAUUUUAUUAAAAAUAAAUAAUAUACAGUAGAAAUGUAUGUGUGAAGGAACAGUGCGAGUGAGGAACUCCGUCUUUUAGAAUUGACUCCGAUAUGCGAUCGCGAAUAAGAUGAGAAAGGAGAUGCGAUUUCGCUAAUAAUAAGUGUCAUUCGUUGAGAUUAAACGAGAACAAAAUGUAAAAUUUGUCUCGCGUUCAUCAUGUUUAUUUAUCAAAUCAUUGUCAUGAUCAGUUUCGAUGUUGACAAAGUGGCAGAGACUGAAUCUUAUAGGUUAUUGAUGAUAUGAUGAUAUGUUACAACAAUAUCAACAUUGAUAGUGAUUUUUUGCAGAAAUCUACAUCAAAGAUGUCAAAGUGUCCAGCUGGAUAGAUGAAGAUAUGCAAUAGUUAAAUAUAAAUAUGGCGGGAAAUAUUUAUGAAACACUUCCGUUUUAUCAUCACUCUGAGAGAGACAUAUGCCAAUGGCUUUCACACAUCAAGCUGUCGAGAAUAAUAAUUUUGACAGCCAUAGUUUUAUUUAUUGUGCCAUUAUUUACACAUUAUUAUUUAUCCAAAGUGGAAUCUGAUGCUCCGGAUAGAGAUAUAUAUAGAACGUUUUCGACUCUGGAAGCUUUUGAAGAUUUCACAUCUAUGAAAGCGUCACAAUUGAAGAUGCGAAUAGAGGAAAUGUUUCAUAUAAAAAUUUCAGUGAGCAACGAAUUGAGAGAUCUGGGUGGUAAAAGGCAAAGACUUCAAGGUGAAGUUAAUAGUUUGACACAGAAGAUAGAUGAAUUAAAGCAAGAAUUAUUGCAUCAACAAACAGAUCUUGACAGAUUAAAAAUAAGUGUGGAACAAGCACAAGUAGCACAAAGAGAAGCAGUUGAAAGGAAUACGCCAGAAUUGGCACCUCCUAAGAGAAUAUUGAUUAAUACUACUCCAAUUAUAUUAUCUAGUACAGAUCCACGAUCGUGUAAAAUGUAUAAUUGUUUCGAUCAUAGUCGAUGUGCAUUAACAAGUGGCUUUCCUGUAUACUUGUAUGAUCCAGAUCAAUUCUCAGUAGUCAGUCUAGGAUGGGAUGUAGAUGGUUUCUUAAAAACGACCAUUAAACAAACAUUAGGUUACAAUCCGCAUCUUACUAGAAAUCCAGCAGAGGCAUGUAUCUAUAUAGUUUUAGUUGGUGAAGCAUUGAGUUCCCAACAGAAGAGUGAUCAACGUUAUAGCAAGCCUUUAGAUAUAAAAAAACUGCAUGCACUUCCCUAUUGGGGAGGAGAUGGUAGAAAUCAUAUAUUGUUAAAUCUUGCACGGAGAGAUUUAUCUGCUGAUUCUGGGAAUAUUUUUAGUAAUAUAGAUACUGGGAGAGCAAUGAUAGUGCAAUCAACAUUUCAUAGAAAUCAGUUUCGCAAUGGUUUUGAUUUAAUCGUUCCACCAAUUCUGGGACCACCUGGUGGAGAUAUUUGGCAAGAAUGUGCACAAAUGUUGCCUGCGAGAAGAAAAUAUUUGUUGUCUUUUCAGGGAGAAAUGAGAACUUUUAAAGGCACUCCAAUGACACAUCAAAUCGACGACUCGGAUAUAGAUUUAGAAAAAUUAGUCGUCGAUGAUAAUAAUAUAGACUCAUUCAUAAUUCAACAUUUGAAAGAUAUGAGUAAUGGAAUAACUUUGGAUAAGUUUUAUAUUCAAUUUGAAUGUAUACCAGCCUCUGUGGAAAGCAAACCUAUGGAAACUCUUGAUUGGUCGCUCUGUGGAACUGAUUCGUCCAGAAGAGCCAUACUAAAGGAAUCGACAUUUGCAUUGAUUUUAGCUCCUAGUAAUGCCACAUUGUUGACUACUUCAUCUAUGCAAGCAAGAUUGUACGAAGCAUUACGAGCCGGGUCAAUACCAGUUAUUCUCGGCGGUGAUCAGAUCUUGCUUAAUUAUAAUGAAGUUAUAACAUGGAGAAGAGCUGUUAUCUUUUUACCUAAGGCUAGAGUAACUGAAAUGCAUUUCUUAUUGCGUGCUGUUCCUGACAAUGAUCUCCUAACUAUGCGAAGACAAGGUAGAUUAACAUGGGAACGUUAUAUGAGUACCGCUCAAAGUGUAGUGGAUACUACCAUAGCAGUAGUCAGAGAUAGACUUGGUAUACCUCCGUUACCGGCGCCUCAAACACCCAGUCCCAGUGUUUUUAACGAAAGUUUUGUGCCUUUAAAGUCAGAUACCAUCAUUGCUGAACCUGAAGCUGAAGAAAGCUUAGGCCCCUUAGAACCACCUUAUCCAUCUCCUGCUUUUAAGAGAAACUAUACAACAUUAUUGGUUCAGGGUCAUGAAAUUUGGAAUGAUUGGAUGGAUCCAUUUAAUUUGUAUCCACAAUUACCAUUUGAUACCAUUCUUCCUAGUGAUGCUAAAUUUCUUGGCUCAGAAGUUGGCUUCCGGCCCAUUGGCAAAGGUGCUGGAGGUGCCGGAAAAGAAUUUAGCGAAUCAUUAGGAGGAAAUUAUCCAAGAGAACAGUUCACAAUUGUGAUAUUGACAUAUGAAAGAGAACAAGUUCUUAUAAAUUCUCUAGCGCGUCUGUAUGGUUUACCUUAUUUGAACAAAGUACUAAUAGUAUGGAAUAGUCCGAAACCACCCGCGGAAGAUCUGAAAUGGCCUGAUAUCGGCGUUCCAAUAAAUGUAAUAAAAGCUCCAAGAAACAGUUUGAAUAAUAGGUUCCUUCCAUUUGACGCAAUUGAGACAGAAGCCGUCCUUUCUAUUGAUGAUGACGCUCACUUGAGGCAUGAUGAGAUUAUGUUCGGUUUCAGAGUAUGGAGGGAACAUCGAGAUCGCAUAGUUGGAUUUCCUGGUCGCUUUCAUGCAUGGGACCAGAAUUAUCAUAAUGCUUGGAAUUAUAAUUCUAAUUAUUCUUGUGAGUUAUCCAUGGUUUUAACCGGAGCUGCUUUCAUCCACAAACAUUAUACAUAUCUAUAUACAUAUUGGUUACCACAAUCAAUAAGAGAUAAAGUCGACGAAUAUAUGAAUUGUGAAGACAUAGCUAUGAAUUUCUUAAUAUCCCAUCUUACGAGAAAACCACCAGUUAAAGUAACAUCACGUUGGACAUUCAGAUGUCCAGGUUGUCCAGUUUCACUUUCGGAAGAUGAUACACAUUUUCAAGAGAGACAUAAAUGUAUUAAUUUCUUCUCGCAGGUUUUUGGAUACAUGCCUCUAUUGAAUACACAAUAUCGAGCGGAUUCCAUACUAUUUAAGACACGAAUACCACAUGACAAGCAAAAAUGUUUCAAAUUUAUAUGAAGAGACAACACGCCUGUAUAGACUUUUGUGUAUGUAUUGUAGAAUAAGCUUUUGAUACACACACAAUUUUAUGCAGUUCUAAAAUAUUAUACGAAACAUUUUACAAAAUGUAUAUAACAAGUUGGAGACAUAAUGGAGAGUUUAGUUAUAUAAUGGGAAUUUUAUUAAGAAAAUAGCAAUGAAUAGGUAAAUUGUAUAAAUAAUUAAGACUUUUAAACAAAUAUUGAAUGUAUAAGUCUUAUAAGUGAUUAGUGCAGAACUGUCCUUAUGUAAUUGAAUCAUGUUCAUUUUUUUAUUUUUGCAAGAUGUUUAAUAAUAAUCAUAAAC
Molecule: messenger RNA, 3678 nt
Organism: Camponotus floridanus (Florida carpenter ant)
Lineage: Eukaryota; Metazoa; Arthropoda; Insecta; Hymenoptera; Formicidae
Gene: botv
Product: exostosin-3
Exons: 11
Coding region: 514-3351 (945 amino acids)
Cellular component (GO): membrane
Molecular function (GO): glycosyltransferase activity
Source: RefSeq, a predicted model, not a curated record